AGCGACCAUUGAAGCUUCCUUAAUCCACAUAAGCCAAUUCAAUUCAGCCAACCAACUUGGCCAAUUGAUACCCAAUUGCUCUUAAUCUUCAUUUCUGCCUCCAACUGCUGGCAGAGAGGCUAGGGACCUCUUCCCAGGCGGACAAGAUGGCAUCUCACUCUCGCAUUCUGCGUCUCUCUCGCUCCACGCCAUCAUUCCACAAUGCCGGACGACUUCGCUUCCAGCCCCCACGGCGACACGCCUCGACAGUUCCUCCAUCCUCCGAAACGCCUGUGCAAUCCUCUGUUCUUAGCCCAGGCGCCCGCGUCUUCCUCUACUCGGCAGCGACAGCAGUGACUGCCUAUGCAACAUACCUAUACGCGACCGACACCCGCGCCAACCUCCUGCACCGGUACAUCGUCCCGCCGCUGCUGCGUACCCUUGUCCCUGACGCCGAGGAUGCCCACCACUUUGGCACCGCGGCCAUGAAGGCCAUGUUCAACAUGGGACUGCACAUCCGCGAUCGCACCGUCGCGUCGGACGAGCCGAUCCUAGGCGUCACCGUCUUCGGCCGCAGGCUAGCCAACCCCGUCGGCAUCAGCGCCGGCCUCGACAAGGAUGCCCAGAUCCCCGACGCCCUCUUCGCCGUCGGCCCAGCCGUUGUCGAAGUCGGCGGCAUCACGCCGCACCCGCAAAAGGGCAACCCGCAGCCCCGCGUAUUCCGCGUCCCCACGCUCGAGGGCAUGGUCAACCGCUACGGGCUCAACAGCGCAGGCGCCGACGCUGUCGCCCGCACCCUCCGCGCCCGUCUGCGGUCCUUUGCGCGCGAAAACGGCCUGACCGAGGCCGACGUGCUGGAGGGCCGCGCGGGCGUCCCCGUCGGCUCCCUGGCUCCCGGCAGGCUGCUGUGCGUGCAGGUGGCAAAGGCCAAGGAGACGGACGAGGCCGACAUCCAGGCGGUGGCCAGGGACUACACGCGAUGCGUCGAGCGGCUCGCGCCCUACGCCGACGUGCUCGUCGUCAACGUCAGCAGCCCCAACACCCCCGGUCUGAGGGACUUGCAGCGCUCGGGCCCGCUGGCAAGCAUCCUGUCGGCUGUUGUGGGCGAGGCCAAGGCCGCGGCGGCUCGGUGCGGCAGGGCGGCCGACCCGCCUCGGGUCAUGGUGAAGGUCUCGCCCGACGAGGACUCGGACGCGCAGGUCGAGGGCGUGGUGGAGGCUGUGUGGGGCAGCGGAGUGGACGGCGUCAUCGUCGGCAACACGACCAAGCGCCGCGACGUCAUCCCCCCGCGCAUAGUGCUGUCCGGCAAGGAGGUUGAGAACCUGCACGAGACGGGCGGCUUCUCCGGCCCGGCCCUGUUCGACCGAACGAUGUCGCUAGUGGCCAAGUACCGCAAGGCGCUGGAUGGGCACUCGUUUAGCUCCGGAGCCGGCCGUCCUGCCGCGGCGGCGGUCGAGGCGGGUGCUAAUAUGGAGGAGGUCUCCGCACAGGCUGGUGCCGCGGCCGUCGUUGUUCCGCCGCCGACGAAGAAGGAGCGGGACGAGCAGAAGGUGAUCUUUGCCACGGGCGGUAUCACGAAUGGGGAGCAGGCCCUGGCGGUUUUGAAUGCGGGCGCCAGCGUGGCGAUGGUGUACACGGGGAUGGUGUACGGUGGUGCUGGCACGGUGACGAGGAUAAAGGGCGAGAUGAAGAAGCAGCUGACGCAGAGCUGAGAGUUUGGGGCGAACGAGGGCAGGUCUGUGUACCGAUAAAAAAAGGUCUAUCUAUUGUAGUUCGUGCAUAACAGUGGUGUGGAAAAGCUAGAAUAGAAGGGAAAAGUUGCCAUCAACCCCCCAGGGGAUUCGGUUCUAUGCAACUCCACUAUGAACACAUCUACUCUGGCCAUCAAUACAUCGAUACGCCAUACACGACGCGUCAAGAAAGAAAUUUUUCAAAGGAAAAGGUCCGUCGACAAAGAGAAUUUUGAUAGCUGAGGCAGAUAUCCACCUGGUGAAAGAACUACACGCUGUACAAAUUAUUCUACAAAAUGACACUGCUCAUCUGAACUAGAUCACCUUCUUCACCAUUCUAUCAUAGGACCACUUGCUAAACUCGACGCUCUUGACAUCAACCAACCUCGACGCGAUGUCAGCGACCCAAAAAAGCACCGGCCACAAGCCAAGAUACGCCAGCGCGACCCCCGCACCCCACCCGGCCGUCGUCUCCCUACCCGUCAGCGCCGUGCACCACCUGCCCAGGUGCCAGCCUAGCGAGAAGACGAUAGGGCCGUGGACUAGGUACAGCGCAUAGGAUAUCUUGCCCAGGUACUGCGCCGGACGGCUUGUAAAUAUACGUUGCAGAAAUGGGCCCGCACGAUCUAUGGUGAAGACGAGCAGCACCGCGCCCAGCGACAGCCACCAGUGGUUCUCUUCGUCCGGCCCGUAGUUGGCCGGGAUGUGAGACGUCAG
This is a messenger RNA of Pyricularia oryzae 70-15, 2426 nucleotides long. RefSeq names its product dihydroorotate dehydrogenase. Gene Ontology annotation, cellular component: cytoplasm; mitochondrial inner membrane. Gene Ontology annotation, molecular function: dihydroorotate dehydrogenase activity. The record is from RefSeq and is a predicted model, not a curated record. Bases 147 to 1691 code for a protein of 514 amino acids. NCBI's taxonomy places the organism in Eukaryota, Fungi, Ascomycota, Sordariomycetes, Magnaporthales, Pyriculariaceae. The transcript has a single exon. Gene Ontology annotation, biological process: pyrimidine ribonucleotide biosynthetic process; 'de novo' pyrimidine nucleobase biosynthetic process.